This is a messenger RNA of Oncorhynchus gorbuscha (pink salmon), 4825 nucleotides long. Its product is annotated as multidrug resistance-associated protein 1-like. Lineage: Eukaryota; Metazoa; Chordata; Actinopteri; Salmoniformes; Salmonidae. Gene Ontology annotation, molecular function: ATP binding; ABC-type xenobiotic transporter activity; glutathione transmembrane transporter activity. Gene Ontology annotation, biological process: glutathione transmembrane transport; xenobiotic transport. Gene Ontology annotation, cellular component: basolateral plasma membrane. The record is from RefSeq and is a predicted model, not a curated record.
AGGAGCGCCAACAGAAGUGCGCUUAUGAAACCAAAGCAAAGCGGUAGCGCCGUUAACCCGAAUUAUCAGAGGAGAACUGGAUCAACCGCGAAUGGGUUUGGACAAGUUCUGCAGUGCGGACGGUUCCGACCCGUUUUGGGAUUGGAACCGUACGUGGCACGUGGGAAACCCAGAUCUGACCCAGUGCUUUCAGAACACAGUGCUGGUAUGGGUCCCCUGUCUCUACCUCUGGGUCUGUGCCCCAAUCUAUUUCCUGUACCUCAAAAGCCACGACCGGGGCUACAUAUGCAUGACCCACCUCAACAGAGCCAAAACCGCAGUAGGUUUUCUCCUGUGGAUCGUCUGCUGGGCAGAUGUGUUUUACUCUUUCUGGGAAAGAAGCCAGCAUGACAGCGAUGCCUCCUCCUCCACCCAGGCACCUGUUUAUCUGGUCAGCCCCACCAUGCUCGGCAUCACUAUGCUGCUAGCCACCCUCCUGACCCAGUAUGAGAGGUUAAAAGGAGUCCAGUCUUCAGGGGUGAUGCUCAACUUCUGGCUGGUGGCCGUCCUCUGUGCUUCCGUCACAUUCAGAUCCAAGAUCAUACAAGCCCUCAACGAGCCGUCGACGGUGUUUGUGUUCAGAUACACAACCUUCUACAUCUACUACACACUGCUGCUCAUCUCUCUGCUCCUGUCAGCCCUCUCAGACCAGCCUCCUCUCUUCUCAGAGGCAUCUAAAGACGCUAAUCCCUGUCCUGAGAUCGGAGCUUCCUUUCUGUCCAGAAUCAGCUUCUGGUGGAUCACUGGUCUGAUAGUAACAGGUUAUAAGCGUCCGUUGGAGCAGAAGGAUCUGUGGUGUCUGAACUCAGAGGACCGCUCCCAGAGGGUCGUCCCUCAGCUCGUACGACGCUGGAACAACGAGUGCCUGAAGGUCAAAAGACCGGAGGAGAAGACUCUGUACUCCCCUAAGAAGGCUCCUCGGGGAGAGAGGAAGGAGGGUGUCCCCGUAGAGGAGUCAGAGAUCCUGAUUAUGAAGACACCCCAGAAGACAAGAGAACCCUCUCUGUUCUGGGCCCUCUGUCUCACCUUCGGGCCCUACUUCCUCAUCUCUUCACUCUACAAGAUCAUCCAGGACAUUCUCAUGUUCGUUGGGCCGAAUAUACUCAGGUUGCUGAUCCAGUUUGUGAACGACUCUAGCGCCCCCUCGUGGCAGGGCUACUUCUACACCGCGCUGCUGUUCGUCUGCACCUGCUUCCAGACCCUCAUCCUGCAGAAGUACUUCCAUGUGUGCUUCGUCACGGGAAUGAGGCUACGCACUGCUAUAGUAGGAGCUGUCUACAGGAAGGCUCUGGUGAUCAGUAACGCUGCGCGGCGUACGUCGACAGUGGGAGAGAUCGUCAACCUGAUGUCGGUCGACGCCCAGCGCUUCAUGGACCUCAUCACCUACAUCAACAUGAUCUGGUCUGCUCCUCUACAGGUCAUACUGGCCCUGUACUUCCUGUGGCAGAACUUGGGUCCGUCGGUGCUGGCUGGCGUGGCUGUAAUGGUUCUGAUGGUGCCAAUCAACGGUGUGAUCGCCAUAAAGACCAAAACAUACCAGGUAGCUCAGAUGAAGAGUAAAGACAACCGCAUCAAGCUGAUGAACGAAGUUCUCAACGGCAUCAAGGUGUUGAAGCUGUAUGCGUGGGAGCUGGCCUUCAAAGACAAGGUGUCAGCCAUCAGAGAGAGCGAGCUCCGUGUCCUCAAGAAGGCUGCUUACCUGGGGGCCAUAUCCACCUUCACCUGGGUCUGUGCUCCCUUUCUGGUGGCGCUGUCUACGUUCACCGUGUAUGUGAUGAUAGAUGAGAGGAACGUGCUAGAUGCUCAGAAGGCAUUUGUGUCUCUGGCUCUGUUCAACAUCCUGCGUUUCCCCCUCAACAUGCUGCCCAUGGUCAUCAGCAGCAUGGUCCAGGCCAGUGUUUCUAUGAAACGUCUGUGUGUGUUUCUGUCUCAUGAGGAGCUGCAGGAGGACAGUGUGGAGCGCAUGGCUGUAGCAGGCUGCUCAGACAGUAUCUCCAUUGAGGACGGGGUGUUCAGCUGGUGUAGAAACGAUGCCCCCACUCUGAAGAGGUUGAGUGUACGUAUCCCAGAUGGGUCUCUGGUAGCUGUGGUGGGACACGUUGGCUCAGGGAAAUCCUCUCUGCUCUCUGCUCUGCUGGGGGAGAUGGAGAAACUAGAGGGAUCUGUCUCUGUCAAGGGCUCUGUGGCCUAUGUACCUCAGCAGGCGUGGAUCCAGAAUGCCACCCUGAAAGACAACAUAGUGUUUGGUCAGGAGAGGAAGGAGAGCUGGUACCACAGAGUGGUGGAGGCCUGCGCCCUGCUGCCAGACCUGGAGAUCCUGCCUGCUGGAGACGGCACUGAGAUCGGGGAGAAGGGUGUGAACCUGUCAGGUGGUCAGAAGCAGAGGGUCAGUCUGGCCAGGGCGGUCUACUGCGACUGUGCUGUCUAUCUAUUGGACGAUCCUCUGUCGGCGGUCGACGCCCACGUGGGCAAACACAUCUUCGAGAAGGUUGUCGGGCCCCAGGGAGUCCUCAAGGACAGGACUCGUGUCCUGGUGACCCACGGUCUGAGCUUCCUGCCCCAGGCAGAUCUGAUCCUGGUGAUGGUGGAGGGAGAGAUCACUGAGAGGGGCUCCUACCUGGAGCUGAUGGCACGUGACGGGGCCUUCGCUGAGUUCCUCAGGACUUACGCCAACAAAGAGCAGGAAGAUGACGAAUCAGAAGAGGGGAGGGAGGAGGAGGAGGAUACUGAAGACUCUGCACCAAAGAGAGGACUGGAGAAUGGACUUCCUGCUGCUGUGAUUGGUCAGAACCAUACCAGUACAUCAGCAGUGAGGACAGAAGGAGAGGUCCUGGGGAAGAAGGCCAAGAACGCUGAGGUGGGGAGAAUCACAGAGGCUGACAAGGCCAACACCGGGCGGGUGAAGUUGUCAGUAUUCUGGGAGUAUAUGAAGGCUAUAGGGGUGGUGUUGUCCUGCGUCAGUAUCUUCCUGUUCUUCAGUCACCACUUCGCCUCUCUCUUCUCUAACUACUGGCUCAGUCUGUGGACUGACGACCCAGUCGUCAACGGAACCCAGCCCAGCAGAGAGAUGAGACUGGGGGUGUACGGAGCUCUGGGGGCCUCACAGGGCAUAGCUGUGUUCUGCUACUCCAUCUCUGUCUCUAUCGGUGGUAUAUUAGCAUCACGCUACCUCCACCAGUCCAUGCUGUACAACGUACUGCUCCCCAUGUCCUUCUUCGAGCGCACCCCCAGCGGUAACCUGGUGAACCGUUUCUCCAAGGAGACAGACACCAUUGACUCUAUCAUCCCAAGUAUCAUUAAGAUGUUCAUGGGCUCCAUGUUCAACGUAGUAGGAUCCUGUGUGGUCAUACUGAUCGCUACUCCACUAGUGGCUAUUAUCAUACCUCCUCUGGGGAUACUCUACUUCUUUGUCCAGCGUUUCUACGUGGCGUCGUCUCGUCAGUUGAAGCGUCUGGAGUCCGUCAGUCGCUCCCCGGUCUACACACACUUCAACGAGACGUUGCUAGGCGCCAGCGUCAUCCGAGCCUUUGGGGAGCAGGAACGCUUCAUCAGGGAGAGUGACGGUCGAGUUGACCACAACCAGAAAGCAUACUACCCCAGCAUCGUAGCCAACCGGUGGCUGGCGGUGCGUCUGGAGUUUGUAGGGAACUGUAUCGUAAUGUUUGCUGCUCUGUUUGCUGUGAUGGCCAGAGAGAGCCUCAGCCCUGGGAUCAUGGGCCUGUCCAUCUCAUACGCACUACAGCUGACGGCCUCUCUGACCUGGCUAGUGAGGAUGUCUUCAGAUCUAGAAACCAACAUUGUGGCCGUGGAGAGAGUCAAGGAGUACGAAGACACAGAGAAAGAGGCGGACUGGAGACAUGACCAAUCGUCUCUGCCUCCAGGCUGGCCCACAGCAGGCAACAUAGACAUCAGAGGGUUUGGUCUGCGAUACAGAGAGGACCAGGAACUGGCAGUACGCAACAUCACCGUAGCCAUCCACGGAGGAGAGAAGGUGGGUAUAGUAGGUCGUACAGGAGCAGGGAAGUCCUCUCUGACUCUAGGAUUGUUCCGCAUCAUCGAGGCGUGUGAGGGAGAGAUUCAUAUCGAUGGAGUUAACAUCGCCACGCUGGGUCUCCAUGAACUCCGCUCCAGGAUCACCAUCAUACCACAGGACCCAGUGUUGUUCUCUGGGUCUCUGAGGAUGAAUCUGGACCCCUUCGAUGGCUACUCUGAUGAGGAGGUGUGGAGAGCCCUGGAGCUCUCCCAUCUCAAGAGCUUUGUGUCGGGCCUGCCGGACAAACUCAACCACGAGUGUUCAGAGGGAGGAGAGAACCUCAGUCUGGGUCAGCGCCAGCUGGUGUGUCUGGCCCGAGCCCUCCUGAGGAAGACGAAGAUCUUAGUUCUGGAUGAGGCCACAGCUGCUGUGGACCUGGAGACAGACAACCUGAUCCAGUCCACCAUCAGAACCCAGUUUGAUGACUGCACUGUCCUGACCAUCGCACACAGACUCAAUACUAUCAUGGACUACACCAGAGUGCUGGUCCUGGAUAAAGGGGAGAUGGCAGAGUUUGACUCUCCCGCCACUCUCAUCACCAAGAGAGGAAUCUUCUACAAGAUGGCUAAAGACUCUGGACUGGUCUGAGUGGGCGAACGGGAGAGGACAGGUUGCCUAAAGACAACAUCCCUCCUUACAGAGAACUCCUCCUCCAACCCCCUCUUCCUCUCCUCCGACCGGGAGGCUGUGCAGGGAAGAAGUAGCAGAGAGAGAGAGGAGAUUUCUAAGGAUUUCUAUGUUUCUGAUAGAGUG